Messenger RNA from Suillus discolor, 1032 nucleotides. RefSeq lists its product as uncharacterized. NCBI's taxonomy places the organism in Eukaryota, Fungi, Basidiomycota, Agaricomycetes, Boletales, Suillaceae. The transcript has 4 exons. Bases 1 to 1032 code for a protein of 343 amino acids. The record is from RefSeq and is a predicted model, not a curated record.
AUGGACCCUACAUCACCUUCCCCAGCUCCAACAAAAUUCAACUUUGGCUGGACCCAAUCCCAUUCCACAGAGAAGCUGGCAGUUCCGGCAGGCCAACCACUCAACACGUCAGGCCCAGCAGCAGUCGACUCGGAGCCCACACCAUCUUCCCCAGCUCCCACAACAUUCAAUUUUGGCUGGACUCGGCCCAUUGCCACAGAGAAGCCGCCGGUUCAGGCAUCUCAACCAUUCAACUUUGGAAUGAAUGUGGAGAGUGAGAUUCUCCCCUCACUGCCCUCGCCACAGGAUGUCCGGCACACCCGCCGUAGCUGUUCCAACACUCCCGACAAUGGAGUGCCAGCGUCAGUGAUCCCUCUCAAGAGACCCAUGUCUCUGCCGCCGCCCUCAACUCCUCCUCAGGCACCGGCGGCCGAACAUACAGCCAAGUUCAACUUUGGCUGGAAACAGCCACCUUCAACAACAGCGGCUGUUGCUACCCAUGUUGGGUUUGACCAGAAUAAUAAAUCAUUCCAGUUCGGUUGUAAGGUCCCUCCAGCAAAGGUAGGGAAAUGGACACCGGCGCCUAUUACAGCCGCCGUACCACAAGCAGCACUGGUGCCAAUGGCAAUACCGGCGCCUAACAUAGCCGCCGUGCCAGAGGCAGCACCGGCUCCUGAGUCAGACCCUUACACGCCAAAGGCCUUGCCGAACUGGGAGGACACCAUCGGACGCCUUAUCGGUGACGCUGAGAAGGCUGCCAUUGACAUUGUGAAACGGCUCAAUGGGGAUGAAUUUGAUCGACUCGCCCAAACAAUGCUGGGUAGCCUCAUUAGGCCCGGUGAUGAUGUCCGAGAUCCCAUGCCAGAAGAUGUCUUGGACAGCAACCGCGCUGUAUUAUCAGCGUUCUGUGAGUCCAGAGAUCGGUUGACUAGGAUCUUCAAGGAUCUUAUCACCCUUCAUCAUGCAUCUGAGCACCACAUACGCCAGAUUUCGUUCAUGGACUCUCUUGCAAAUGAGGUUGAGACAGCAGAGAGGACCGCCGGUAGUCAGUAG